AUAAGAGGGAGCAGGAAGUGUCUUUUGGGUGGAGGCUCCCAGGAGGAGGAAGUGCAAGUGACAGUGAUGAGGCAGAUGAUCCUGGUCCAGAGCCUUGCAAAGAGGCGUCCGGCUCAACUCGGCAAUCGGGAACGAAUCCCGAAUGCACAUUUCUUGGAGCAGAUUAAACAUGAGUGCUGUUUCUCCAACGGGACGGAGCGGAUGCGGUUUGUGCAGAGACUCAUCCAUACCGGGAGGAGUAUGCGCGCUUCCACAGCAACGUGGGAAAGUUCCGGGCGGUGGCGGAGCUGGAGUGGAGGAGAGUCCAGGAAUGGAAACAGCCAGAAGAACCUCCUGGGCUACUUGCGGGGUCUGUUGGACACCUACUGCAGACACAACUGUGGGGUUUUGCUCACCGCAGAGGCGCGGAGCACAUUCUGAACCUGCACAGAGCAAGAUGCUGAGUGGAGUCGGGGGCUUGUGCUGGGCCUGCUCUUCCUUGGGGCCGGGUUGUUCCUCUACUUCAGGAAUCAGAAAGGACACUCUGGACUUCAGCCAACAGGCCCCUGAACUGAAGGUGAUACUCAGAAAGAACCUUUAAACCUAGCUCGGAAGCAUGAAAAGAUUGCGUGCCUGGCCUCCUGUUCUUCCACGAAAGGAAAGCUUUCUCAGGACCGGGUCUGCUCCUGCUUCAAUGACCUUGCAGAAAAUGUCCUGCCUGGUGGCUUUCUCAGCCCUGCCCUUGGCUUGGAAGUCCCGGUAUUGAUGGCAAUACCCCGUCUUCAUUCUUUCCUGGUCCCCUUGGUACCCAGCCUUACUGCCUCCCAUAAAUCUGAAAUUACCUUGUAUGUAAUGUUAUUAAAUUUUUCUGGAAUAAACAUGGAGUGAAAAAUUA
Messenger RNA from Macaca mulatta (Rhesus monkey), 874 nucleotides. Lineage: Eukaryota; Metazoa; Chordata; Mammalia; Primates; Cercopithecidae. The record is from RefSeq and is a predicted model, not a curated record.